Molecule: messenger RNA, 1305 nt
Organism: Ananas comosus (pineapple)
Lineage: Eukaryota; Viridiplantae; Streptophyta; Magnoliopsida; Poales; Bromeliaceae
Product: thymidylate kinase-like
Exons: 7
Coding region: 157-978 (273 amino acids)
Biological process (GO): dTDP biosynthetic process; dTTP biosynthetic process; dUDP biosynthetic process
Cellular component (GO): cytoplasm; nucleus; mitochondrion
Molecular function (GO): ATP binding; dTMP kinase activity
Source: RefSeq, a predicted model, not a curated record
UAAUUUUACCCAAAUGAGGCCACGAAUCAAAAAGCUCCCACUUUUUCCCUCCCAUGGCGUGGUCGAUACAGGGGGAGGAGUCGAUCAAACCCUAGCAACAAAUCAAAGGAAAAAAAAAAACAAAAACACAAAUCGAAGGGAGUAGGAUUAUACACAAUGAUGGCUGCUGUUUCACCAUCGCAAAUAUUUUUGCGAUACUUACUUCCGCAUGCAUUCAUUUGUUCGCACAAGCAAAUUACACGCACCAUGAAUUUCAGAGCACGAGGGACUCAAAGGCAUCUAAAAUCAUUUCAUCAGUCCUUCAGGAGAUCAUAUAUGGCUGUACAAAUGGAAAAUGGGCAACACUCUAGUUCACGCGGUUCUCUUAUAGUCUUUGAAGGAUUAGACCGAAGUGGGAAAACAUCGCAAUGUGGUAAGCUGCUCUCGUACUUGAAAGGCGAAGGUUUAUCAGUUGAAGCUUGGCGAUUCCCGGACAGAAGCACUGGCGUCGGGCAAAUGAUUUCUUCUUAUCUUGCAAAUCAGUCGAACUUAGACGAUAGAGCAAUCCAUUUGCUUUUUAGUGCAAAUCGAUGGGAGAAAAGAGCUCUGAUGGAAAACAAGCUACAGAGUGGAAUCACACUCAUUGUUGACCGUUAUUCUUAUUCUGGUGUCGCUUUUUCGGCUGCUAAGGGACUUGAUAUCGAGUGGUGUAAGGCGCCGGAAGCUGGUUUAAUAGCUCCAGAUCUUGUGAUAUAUCUAGACGUACUGCCAGAGAAAGCAGCUGAAAGGGGAGGUUACGGCACUGAGCGGUACGAGCAACUUGAGUUCCAAAAAAGGGUUGCAGAGCACUACAAAACACUCCAUGAUGAUUCUUGGGAGGUCAUUGACGGCUGCCUCUCGAUGGAAGCUGUGCAGCAACAGCUGAGAGAGCUCGCGACUAAUUGUGUAAAGACGUGCCAACGAGGAAAGCCUCUUGUCAGCCUCUGGUCGACCAAAUAGAUUCGACUUCCGAGUUCAAACAACGAAGCUGGAUUUAGUUUCGAUCGUUAAGCUCGAAUCAUAAAGCUUACUGAGCUCAACUCGGCCUUAAUCUUAUUCUAUAAGGCGGAUCGGAAUCGGCAAUGUUUCUACUUACUCUGCUCAACUCAGCCUUAAUCUUAUUCAAUUUGGUUGAAAUGGAAGAAUUGUGUUUUUCUGAGUGUUUUUUGAGACAGUAGAUUAAUUUUUUUGGGGCAUUGGUUAGUGGAUUGUGAAAGUGUUUAGUGGAAACUAAGAUGUUCUUUAAAACUUGAAAUUAAUGGAGAGUAUUUAUUUAUUGUUGUUUAA